AUGUUAAUACUACUGAAUAUGGCUGCGGAACUACAGUAUAAAGCUGAAUUAAUCAAUGGUAAACCUGUUCUUUACCAUAGAAUUACACCUGACUCCGCCUGGCGAGACAUUACACACACUAGACACAACCUUGACAAUUUGGAACUCUACGACUUGAAUAUCAAGUUAACCACAGUGUCACAAUGUUCAACAGAGUUAUCCGGUCUCCUGUUUAGGAUAUUCCUGAACUUCCUCUGCUACCACUUUAAGCUGGGUGACAAGUUAUUAUGGUCCUACUGUGCAGAGCCUUUUCAUGGAUUACCAAUCCAAAUCCUAUUCAAUCUCAAGAACAACACUAUGUCAUUACUAUUUAAUGGUAACAGAUUAAAGAAUUUGAAUAUGAAGGGGUAUGAGUGUACUGACUGGUUGAAGCCUGGGAAACCACUGAAAAAAUUCAAGACUAGAAGAAUAAUAUCACAUGAGGGAAAGUUAGUAGAGCUGUUUGGUGAGGAUAAACCAUUAUUACAAAUGGUCGUUGAAAAGGAAAAGUUUUGGGAGUACAAGGAAGGCCCACUGCCAAUCUCACGUAUUUCACAAUUGCCGCAGUUCGCCGUUACACUCGUUUUCCCAAUUAAUACUCCAGACUCAACCGAUAUCAAUCACCAACCAAUCACCUUCAUUGUUACUCCCACACUAAUGCCAUAA
Molecule: messenger RNA, 684 nt
Organism: Theileria parva strain Muguga
Lineage: Eukaryota; Apicomplexa; Aconoidasida; Piroplasmida; Theileriidae
Exons: 1
Coding region: 1-684 (227 amino acids)
Source: RefSeq, a predicted model, not a curated record